Molecule: messenger RNA, 1843 nt
Organism: Linum tenue
Lineage: Eukaryota; Viridiplantae; Streptophyta; Magnoliopsida; Malpighiales; Linaceae
Source: the annotation of a GenBank genome assembly
UCCUCACUCUCUCUCUCUCUAAAUCUCCCUCCAACCUCGACGAAGACGAACAUCAACAGAUAACACAGGCCUUCCGCUUUCAGAAGAAUGACGGCGGAGAAAUCCUGGUGGUCGGCUUUCCUCUCUAGCUGCCUCUUCGGCUCCCAAGACGAAACCACACACCACGACCAGACAAGCAGCAACAACAAGAGAAAGAAGAAGAAGAAGACGACAAAGAAGAAGUCCACGUCAUCGUCGUCGCCUUCUUCCUCCCCCAGGGCCAGGAAGCAGCAGCAGCACCCGGUGAUGAUGACGAUCACGAAGCAGGGCUCCUUCCACGGCCGGGUCUCCAUCUCCGACCUCAGCAACCCGGACUCCCUCUCCUCCGACCUCUCCGCCUCCCUCGCCGGCUCCAACCUCCACGUCUUCACCCUCGCCGAGCUCAAGGUCAUCACCCAGAGCUUCUCCUCCGGCAACUUCCUCGGCGAGGGCGGCUUCGGCCCCGUCCACAAGGGCUUCAUCGACGACAAGCUCCGCCCCGGCGCCCUGAAAGCCCAGCCCGUCGCCGUCAAGCUCCUCGACCUCGACGGCCUCCAGGGCCACCGCGAGUGGCUCACCGAGGUCAUCUUCCUCGGCCAGCUCCGCCACCCCCACCUCGUCAAGCUCAUCGGCUACUGCUGCGAGGAGGAGCACCGCCUCCUCGUCUACGAGUACAUGCCACGUGGCAGCCUCGAGAACCACCUCUUCCGACGCUAUGCGGCGUCGCUUCAAUGGUCAACGAGGAUGAAGAUCGCUUUGGGAGCGGCGAAAGGCCUCCAGUUCCUCCACGAGUCCGACAAGCCGGUGAUCUACCGCGACUUCAAGGCCUCCAACAUCCUGCUCGACUCCGACUACACCGCCAAGCUCUCCGAUUUCGGGCUGGCGAAAGACGGGCCGGAAGGGUCCGACACCCACAUCUCGACACGUGUCAUGGGGACCCAGGGCUACGCGGCGCCCGAGUACAUCAUGACGGGGCACCUGACGUCGAUGAGCGACGUGUACAGCUUCGGGGUGGUGCUGCUGGAGCUCCUCACGGGGAGGAGGUCCGUGGACAAGGCCCGGCCCCAGAGGGAGCAGAACCUGGUGGAGUGGGCCAGGCCCAUGCUCAACGACCCCAGGCGGCUGGGCCGGAUCAUGGACCCGCGGCUGGAGGGGCAGUACUCCGAGACCGGGGCCAGGAAGGCGGCGGCGCUGGCGUACCAGUGCCUCAGCCACCGGCCCAAGCACAGGCCCAACAUGAGCCUCGUCGUCAAGACGUUGGAGCCGCUCAAGGACUACAACGACUUCGCGAUGGGCACGUUCGUCUACGUGGUCCCCACGGAGGCCAAGAGCGGCGGCGGCGGCGGCGGGGAGAAGGAGAAAAUUAGUGGUGGUAAGAAGGAGUUGGUGGGUGAGGAGGAGAAUAAGGUGACGAAGAAGGAGCAAGGUGGGCAGGAACAGUAUCAUCAUAGGCAUAGGCUCCACCGUGGUGGGGAGGGCGGCGGCCGGAGGCAUCACCGGAGUUCGCCGACGGUUCACUCGGAAGGAGGUGGUGGGUACAAGCAGAGUCCCCGGUCCAACAGACUGAACUCUCCGUUGCAUCCAAACGCCAAAGGAGCGUGAUUUUUUUAUUCUUGCUUUUUUUUUAAAUUAAUUAAUAAUUAGUACAACAAUUUUUUAGUUAUUACAAUAUUGCAAGUGUAUAUUUUCUGGCGCUGUAAAUAGAUACAUGCCAUGCGUAGACACAUGUGGAGUUUUUUUUUCUUCUUAAUUCUUUAUUUUGCCAAUAGAAUCGGUCGAAAAUUGGCUCAACUGUAUAAGGAUUUUGUUUUGUUUUCAUUUUUUC